This is a messenger RNA of Xiphias gladius (swordfish), 3519 nucleotides long. It is a transcript of the gene prickle2b, whose product is annotated as prickle homolog 2b. The record is from RefSeq and is a predicted model, not a curated record. Lineage: Eukaryota; Metazoa; Chordata; Actinopteri; Istiophoriformes; Xiphiidae. Gene Ontology annotation, molecular function: zinc ion binding. The coding region runs from base 156 to 2876 and encodes 906 amino acids. The transcript has 9 exons.
AAUGCGAUAGGACGGCAGCGGGGGCCCGGUCCGCGCCUUCGGCAGAGUCGCGAGGGCUUUUUAACGGACGCGCGCUCUUCUCCAGUUUCCCCCCCGAGCGCCCGACGUGUCGGCAGUAGACGACUGUGCCUUUGCUGCCCCGGGAUCAGCCUGUCAUGUUCAGACGCAGCUCCAAGAGGAGAAAUUCCACCAGAUCGCUGAACCCUGCGGGGGAGCCCCAGAGAGGACAGCCCUGUAUCACCUGUGGAGAACAGUGUCCUGGCUUUGCCCUGCACGAAUGGAGGAAGAUCUGUGUGCACUGUAAGUGUCGCCGUGAGGAGCAUGCAGUGCCAGCCAUGCCUGUAGAGAUGGAGAAGACGGUCACCAAGCUGAUGUACGACUUCCAGAGGAACUCUACCUCAGAUGACGACUCUGGCUGUGCCCUGGAGGAGUACGCCUGGAUACCGCCAGGACUCAAACCUGAACAGGGUGUGCUCCAUCAGCUCCCGCCCCACGACAAUGAGGUACGUUACUGCAACAGUCUGGACGACGAGGAGAAGCGAGAGCUGAAGCUCUUCAGUAACCAGCGCAAACGGGAGAACCUGGGCCGCGGCAAUGUCCGUCCGUUCCCCGUGACUAUGACCGGGGCAAUCUGCAAACAGUGCGGAGGCCAGAUAAAUGGCGGCGACAUCGCUGUGUUUGCAUCACGAGCGGGUCACAACGUGUGUUGGCACCCCGCCUGCUUCAUGUGCAGCACGUGCAACGAGCUCCUGGUGGACCUCAUCUACUUCUACCAGGAAGGGAAGAUCUACUGCGGCAGGCACCACGCCGAGAGGCUGAAGCCGCGCUGCACUGCCUGCGAUGAGAUAAUUUUUGCAGAUGAGUGCACAGAGGCAGAGGGGCGCCACUGGCACAUGAAGCACUUCUGCUGUUUCGAGUGCGAGACGGUGCUGGGGGGCCAGCGCUAUAUCAUGAAGGAGGGACGGCCCUACUGCUGCUCCUGCUUCGAGUCCCUCUACGCCGAGUACUGUGACUCCUGUGGGGAACAUAUUGGUAUUGAUCAAGGCCAGAUGACAUAUGAUGGGCAGCACUGGCAUGCCACUGAGGGCUGCUUCUGCUGCGCCCGCUGUAAACGCUCUCUGCUCGGUCGGCCCUUCCUGCCCAAGCAGGGCCAAAUCUUCUGCUCACGCUCCUGCAGUCUGGGGGAGGAACCCAAUGGUUCUGACUCCUCUGAUUCAGCCUUCCAAAGCGCUCGCUCCACCAGAGAGUCCAGACGCGGCUCCAAGACAGGGAGGAGUGGAGGCGAAGGGGGUGGAGUGCAGGCAGAGAGAUUUUCAGGUGAGGUGGACCCACUGUCUUUACAAAUGGAUCUUCUGAGUCUCUCCAGCCAAACACCUAGUUUGACUCGCGAGCCGCCGGCCUGGCAGAACCAGGAGCAAGCAGAUGACCCUUAUAAUUAUGAAUCCCAAACAGACCCAACUGCUAACCCCAGCCCUCUCCAGCUUCUCAGCCAGUGCAAUGUCAGGACUGCCUAUAAUCCCGCCUUCUCCGGGCAGAACAAUCAACAGCAGGAUCGCAGGAUCAAGGAGAACGCAAGUUUUAAGAGACCCCCCAUCACAGCCAUGAAAGGCCAUUCUCUGAAUGAGACGUGGUUCCAGCAGCCAGCUCCAGAGGAGUACUAUCCACCCAAGCUGAGGACCCAGAAGAGCUUCACUGAGGUUUCCCAUUGCUCUCAGAACCUCAAGGGCUUCUCCUCUGACAAGCGCUCGAUCAGUUUGCAUGGAUUUCAGAGGGACAGAGAUGCAGGGCCUCCAGCAGCAACCCAGGCAGCGAGAAGCAGGAAUCCCAUCAACGCACUUAACUUCACAGAACAAUUGACCCCUCUAGAGCAGACCCCAAGAGGAUCCAUGGAGUCCCUGGCCUUGUCCAAUGGUACAGGAAACUCAGCAGAUGGAGGAGGAAAGCGUCAGGAGCACCUUUCUCGUUUCUCCAUGCCAGACCUGAGCAAAGACUCUGGAAUGAACGUGUCAGAGAAAAGCAACAUGGGCACCCUCAACUCCUCAUUGCAGUUUCGUAGCUCUGAGUCCAUUCACAACCUCACCACCAGUCAACCCUAUAUGGAAAUGGAUCCCCCCAGGCCCUCCCAGUACAAGGUGCAGUAUUGUGACCCUCCUGGCAUGGGUGGGGGUAGGGGCAUGACUCAUUUACCACCUGGCUUCACCUUUCAGGAAGAGGAUAGGGUGAGUUUGGUGAGCAGUGCCAAUGCCGCCCGCUUGCCACCCAUCAGUGAGCGCAGGGUGGGUGGUAUUGGUGGUGGAGGAGAGGGUGGUAGGGGAGCAAGUACCCGGUUAGAUGCCACAGUUGAGAUUCCCCAAAGACGCCGGCACCACCACCAUCGCUCCCGGAGAUCGCGUCGUUCUCGCUCAGAAAAUGCUCUCCACUUGGUGGCAGAGAGAAGGGCUAGACCUCAAGAAAGACCACAGUUGCGUGUCCAAGAGGAUUACGACCGUUUUCCGCCACCAAGGAGCACCAGGGACCAGUUUGGAGUAGGAGGAAGAGGGGGAAGAUACCAGCCCCAACUCUUCAGGCAGUGCCCCAGAACCACUUCAGACCUGACACUACAGAACCCCGGGGCCAUCCGCUGCACUGGCUUGAACCAAUACUCCUGGGAUGAUUAUGACGACGAUGAUUGGUGCUCCACCUGCUCUUCAUCCUCAGAAUCAGAGGAUGAAGGUUACUUUCUGGGUGAGCCGAUCCCCAGACCCAUCCAGCUGCGCUACCUCAGCAACCAGGAGCUAGUCCACAAGUACAACAACGCAGGGAUGGGAGGACCCAACCGUAGUGGGCAGUUACACACCCGCAAACGCAGAAAAAGCAAGAACUGCAUAAUUUCCUAACAUCCUGACAUUUGGCACAGUAAAUGAGUUUUUCUCCACGUUGUGUACACUAAUAUUUUCCAUCUGGUACAAAAAAAACAAAACUCACAGUCCAUUUAUUCAGUGUUGUUGAAUGUUGAAUAUUAUGUAAUUGAAAGUCAGUGAUGAAUUACAGUUGGUCAACAGUGAAAAAGCAACGAUGUUUGCAUGCUCAUUCAUUGUAAUGUUUCAGAAUAUCUCCUGAGUAUUAAGGCUGAUACAAUUACAUGCGCAGUUCUAUCAAGUCACAACGUUUAUCAAAAGCUGAUGUGCAAUUUUUUAUCAUAACUUAAUUUCCAUGCAGGAAACAAAUGUGCAAGGUAGUCAGUUUGGCACAGUUUAGCUUUUUCAUGCAAUGUGAUUUAGAUAUAGGAUAUACUGUAUUAUUGUAUUCAUUUCAUAAUAUGUACAUAGAUAAAUGAAUUAAUAAUUUCACUUUAAGUUAAGGAAGUCAGUGUAAAUAUGGUUGUAAAUGAGGCCUCACAUAUUUUUAUAUUUGGUAUGGAUAGAAUCAUUUAUGUAUUAAAUAUCUAUAAUGUAGAGAUAGAAAAUUACAAAAACAACAUAUGCAUGUUUUAUUUGGCUGAACUGGUCCUGCAUUUGGAAUAAAGGAGUAUUUCAGUGA